Messenger RNA from Microdochium trichocladiopsis, 2895 nucleotides. RefSeq lists its product as uncharacterized. The coding region runs from base 1 to 2895 and encodes 964 amino acids. Gene Ontology annotation, molecular function: protein binding; ADP binding. Gene Ontology annotation, cellular component: kinesin complex. The transcript is spliced from 3 exons. NCBI's taxonomy places the organism in Eukaryota, Fungi, Ascomycota, Sordariomycetes, Xylariales, Microdochiaceae. The record is from RefSeq and is a predicted model, not a curated record.
AUGCGGCUACUGCAACGAGAUAAUGCUAACAAUUACACCCUUACGGACGAUCUGCGCGCUGACGACAUCCCCCCCUACGCAAUCCUUUCCCAUACCUGGGGCGCCGACGAGGUCAUUUACGCCGAUGUCAAAACGAGCUCAAAUGACUGGCAACAGAAAGCCGGCUACGAAAAGAUCAAAUUCUGCGCCGAUCAGGCUAAGCGACAUGGCCUGCAGCAUUUCUGGGUAGACUCCUGUUGUAUUGACAAAUCUGAUGCCAUCGAACUCCAGACUGCUAUCAACAGUAUGUUCAGGUGGUACCGUGGCGCCAAGCGAUGCUACGUGUUCCUGUCCGACGUCUCUUGUCCAUCGACAUCCGGUCCUCCGACCUCCAGUCAGCAGCCAGGCGUGGCAUCGUGGGAGUCGGUCUUCCGAAACAGUCGGUGGUUCACGCGUGGCUGGACACUUCAAGAGCUCAUCGCCCCGCAGAUUGUUGAGUUCUACUCAAAAGAAGGUGUCUUCUUGGGCGGUAAGGAGUCACUGGAGGCUGUCAUACGCAACGUGACAGGUAUUCCUGCCCGGGCUUUACGAAAUACACCGUUAUCCAACUUCACGACCUCCGAGCGAGAGGCAUGGGCACGCAACCGGGAAACGAAGUAUGAGGAAGACAUGGCAUACUCUCUUCUUGGGAUAUUUGGCGUUCACAUGCCACUCAUCUAUGGCGAGGGUCGCGAAAGCGCGCAGAGAAGAUUGCGGGAAGAGGUCCAGAAAUCUAUAAAAGGCGCUCACUAUAACGACUUUUCGAUCACCUUUAGCCUAUCGGGCGUCCCCGAGACCCCAAAUUUUGUGGCAAGAGAUGGGGAAGUAGAGGAGAUACGAAGAAUGCUACAUUCGGACGGAAGCCGUCACGUUGUCGUGCUCUAUGGCCUUGGAGGCAUCGGCAAGACACAGCUUGCUGCAACUUACAUCAAGCGGUAUCGAGACGAGUACUCGGCCAUCUUCUGGCUCAACAUCAAGGACGAAGCGUCCAUCCAGCAAAGCUUCGCUAGGAUCGCAACGCACAUCCUCGAACAGAGUACCGAUGCCGGCAGCCUCAAGGGGCUGAACCUGCAGCAAGACCACGACAAGAUUGUUCAGGCCGUGAACGCGUGGCUCAACUUGGCCGGCAACACGAGAUGGCUCAUUGUAUAUGACAACUACGACAACCCAAAGCUCCCAGGACGGAAAAUUGAUGCCACGGUCGACAUACACCAGUUUCUUCCAAUGGCAGAUCAAGGCUCAGUAGUGAUUACAACACGGGUGUCAGAAAUCAACAUAGGCCAUCACAUUCGAAUCAAGAAGCUCGAAUCCGAACAGGAGAGCCUACAGAUACUGUCGAAGACAUCAGGCCGAAAUGGCUUACAAGAUGACCUUGCACGAAAGCUAGACGGGCUUCCUCUCGCCCUAGCUACGGCCGGAGCAUAUCUGAAGCGCGUCCCGAUCAGCACACGCGACUACCUUCGCGACUACCAAGAAUCUUGGGCUAGAGUCACCGGUGACCUGCAUCUCGGAUCCUAUGCAGAUCGUACCUUGAGUUCAACAUGGCAGCUGUCAUAUGCGCAGGUACAGGCACAAAACCCACUUGCAGCCCAUCUGCUCCGUUGGUGGGCCUACUUCAACAAUGAAGACAUAUGGUUCGAUCUUGUACGCACUGGGAGCGAAGACGGUCUUGUGUGGAUGGAACAGCUUUCAGAAGAGCUGAACUUCAAUGAAGCUAUGGGCGUCCUCCACGACUACGGCCUUGUCGAACCCACAGCCAUGUUUCAGGAGCCACAGGGGUACAGCAUACAUAGCUGUCUACAUUCUUGGACGAUUCAUAUUUUAAACAAGGAACGGGACGGCUGGUUAAACAAGGUUGCAGUCGAAAGUGUGGCGUCGCAGGUUCCAUCAAACAGAGAAGCUGAGUAUUGGCUCCUUCAGAAGCGACUACUACCGCAUGCGAUCCGGUCUUGUUCAACAGUACAAGAGAGCAACGUUCCUUUGGACUGGGCUUUCCAUUCUCUAGGUAAUCUGUUCGCCGACGUGGGGAAGCUUGGCGAGGCUGAGAAGAUGUACUUGCGGGCGCUCGAUGGGAAAGAGAAGGCACUUGGACCAGAUCACACAUCAACACUCGACACAGUCAACAACCUUGGGAACCUUUACAAAAAUCGGGGGAAGCUGGACGAGGCUGAGAAGAUGUACUUACGGGCGCUCGAUGGGAAAGAGAAGGCACUUGGACCAGAUCACAUAUCAACACUCGACACAGUCAACAACCUUGGGGUCCUUUACAAAAAUCGGGGGAAGCUGGGCGAGGCUGAGAAGAUGUACUUACGGGCGCUCGAUGGGUGCGAGAAGGCACUUGGACCAGAUCACAUAUCAACACUCCACACAGUCAACAACCUUGGGAACCUUUACAAAAAUCGGGGGAAGCUGGACGAGGCUGAGAAGAUGUACUUGCGGGCGCUCGAUGGGUACGAGAAGGCACUUGGACCAGAUCACAUAUCAACACUCCACACAGUCAACAACCUUGGGAACCUUUACAAAAAUCGGGGGAAGCUGGACGAGGCUGAGAAGAUGUACUUGCGGGCGCUCGAUGGAUAUGAGCAAGCCGUUGGGAUUGAAAAUGUCACGACAUAUCGACCAGCGAUUAACACCCUUUCGAACCUGGGAUCUUUACGCUCAGAACAAAACCGUAUGAGCGAAGCCCGGCAAUAUUAUCAACGUGCUCACGGUGGUCUUAAGAAGGUUCUCGGGCCAUCGCAUCCGGCUGUCCAAUCAGCGCGGGAGACUCUCGAGCUUACGAAUGUGGCCCUCGAAGCUGGGACGUCUUCGAAGGAUAACCAACAUUUGGCUGAUCCAACACAAUCCAACCUGUCGAAGACCAGACGACGAAGCUGA